ACGCAAAAGGACACUACUAAUUAUUCUCCCCGUGUUCCAAUAUGGCGGCGCCCAUGUCAAACAAAUUAGUUGUCAAUAUAAUUUUGUAAAAUAUAAGCAAUAAUGGCCAACAUUAUGAAAAGUCGACAUGUUGGGGCUAGCUUGGCAGUAUGUGCCGGUACAAUGGCAGCACUGGCAUCUGUGUCGGCAAAACUUGCCAUGACAGAAGAGACUGUCCAUCACAUCUGUCAGGAAGUCCUGUCUUCAUUUAGCCAGUCUGCAGUUUGUGACACUUUGUCUUACCUAUUGAGAGUUUCGUGUUUUGCUGGAAUCUUCCUGUUUAACUCGCUGAUGUGGACAUUUUACACAAAGUCUCUGCAGUAUUGCUCUUCAACUAUAGAAGCCACAAUCACAAACACAGGAGCUAACUUUCUGGUAACAGCUUUCCUAGGGUUAACACUUUUUGGAGAACAGUUGUCAUAUUUCUGGUGGUUGGGAUCAUGUCUGAUACUGGCUGGUUUGAUACUGAUACAUAAGGGCAAUUCUGAGUCUGAGGCUACCAACUUGAAGACCGAUUGAGGUCAAAGAACAGUACAACUAAGACAAGAUAAGCAUCAUCUGAUGAGGCAGAAGUAAUGUUGGUGAACAGAUGAAAAGAAGUCUCGACCUGUGAUUUUUCUGCCAGCUCUAUUUUAUAGCGGUACCGGGGGCACGUAUUACUCAAGAGUGCAGAUAGUGUAACCCUUUAUUGAUGAAUCAAACGGUAAAAGACUGAAAAUAUACAAACAGACAUUGUUCAAGAAAAUGUCACAUAAAAGUCAAGCGUGACUGAGAUGACGUAACAUAUAGAGAAUGACAGAAAUGACACACAUAUUCAAUGAAUUACAUAUACAAACAUGUUUACAACAAUGCCUAAAGCUUUUAGAUUAAGAAAUUGACAAUGAUAUUUGAA
Mya arenaria is the source of this 931-nucleotide messenger RNA. RefSeq names its product transmembrane protein 42-like. The coding region runs from base 103 to 558 and encodes 151 amino acids. The transcript is spliced from 6 exons. The record is from RefSeq and is a predicted model, not a curated record. NCBI's taxonomy places the organism in Eukaryota, Metazoa, Mollusca, Bivalvia, Myida, Myidae.